AGGGCGUCAACAUCAAAAUUACGAAUCUCCAUAUAUACUGCAGCUGCUUUACUCUGAAAAACAGGAAAGAAUUGACAGUUUACUAAGGACUGCCAGUCUUUUCUGCUCAUUCCUCUGAAUUGGUCUUUAAAAAAAAAAAAGGAAUCAGCAAUGCCAACUGCUGGAAAGGUGAUCAAGUGCAAGGCUGCAAUUGCCUGGGAAGCUAAAAAGCCACUUUGUAUUGAGGAGAUUGAAGUUGCUCCACCAAAGGCUCAUGAAAUCCGUAUCAAGAUUUAUGCCAGUGGAAUCUGUCACACUGAUGACCACGCCCUGGGGGGCUUCAUGGCUGGCAUUAAAUUCCCAAUUAUUUUAGGACAUGAAGGAGCUGGAAUUGUUGAGAGCAUUGGCGAAGGGGUGAAAUGUGUGAAACCAGGUGAUCAUGUGAUCCCAUUGUGUAGCCCCCAGUGUGGGGAGUGCGUUUGCUGUUUGCACCCAGAAAGCAAUUUCUGCUUAAAAAACGAUGUUGGCAAGAAUGUUGGACUGAUGCUUGACAAAACUAGCAGAUUUUCCUGCAAAGGGAAACUGAUCCACAACUUUAUGUCCUCAAGUACAUUUACUGAAUACACUGUUGUGGAUGAAAUUGCUAUCGUUAAGAUUGACCCUAAGGCCCCCAUGGAUCAAGUGUGCCUGAUUGGCUGUGGAUUUUCCACUGGAUAUGGAACAGUACUCAACACUGCUAAAGUGAAGCCAGGAAGCACCUGUGCUGUGUUUGGUCUGGGAGGAAUUGGUCUCUCUGCUGUCAUGGGCUGCAAAGUGGCAGGUGCUUCAAGAAUCAUCGGGAUAGACAUUAACAAAGGCAAGUUUGACAUUGCCAAAAAACUGGGAUGCACAGAAUGCCUGGACCCAAAUGAUUUUGACAAACCUAUUCAUGAGGUUAUUUGUGAAAUGACUGAUGGUGGAGUUGAAUAUUCAUUUGAAUGCAUUGGAAAAAUCGAUGUGAUGGUUUCAACCAUCCUAGCCAGUCAUCCUUCUUUUGGAUCUGCUAAUAUUAUUGGAGUGCCUCCUUCAACAGCAAGGCUUACAAUUGAUGUGAUGUGGAUACUUACUGGACGCACAAUAAAUGGAGCUUUCUUAGGAGACUGGAAAGCAAAGGAUUCCUUCCCUGGACUGGUAAACGAUGCAAUGAAUAAAAAAUUUGACUUGGGUGCUCUGGUGACUAACAAAUUACCUUUUGUAAAGGUGAACGAUGGCUUUGAGCUCAUGCGUCAUGGAAAAUGUGUUCGCACAGUCGUGGAAAUGUAAAGCGUAUAGAGAAUACUCAAAGGAAAAGCUUAUUUUUUAUAUUUGCAUUGUUGUACUCAUCUAUGUUUCAUUUUGAUUCUACAUUUUGUAUGCAAAUAAACAUUAUAGUAACACAAUCUAUUUCAUAAUCUGAAACCUACUGGUAAUAUCAUAUCUCAUAAAUCUCUUAUUUUUCUGUAAAAUGAAGAAUUUGAAAUUACAUUCAUCAGUCUUUCUAUAUAAUUGAAAUAAUCAAUAAUAAACCAUGUGGAUUUGGCAUAACAUAA
Messenger RNA from Bombina bombina (fire-bellied toad), 1547 nucleotides. Its product is annotated as alcohol dehydrogenase 1. Gene Ontology annotation, cellular component: cytosol. NCBI's taxonomy places the organism in Eukaryota, Metazoa, Chordata, Amphibia, Anura, Bombinatoridae. Gene Ontology annotation, molecular function: all-trans-retinol dehydrogenase (NAD+) activity; zinc ion binding. The transcript has 9 exons. The coding region runs from base 151 to 1281 and encodes 376 amino acids. Gene Ontology annotation, biological process: retinoic acid metabolic process; retinol metabolic process. The record is from RefSeq and is a predicted model, not a curated record.